UGAAUGCCAGCAAAUUGCAGAGAAACUCCUUCUCCCAGUUCAGGUCUCAGCCUUCCCCAUAUCUCCUUCUCCCUUUUAGUGCUCUACAGACAGGAAGGGAAGUUAAGGGUUCUCAGGAGUUCCUGCUUUUGAAUAAAUGGAUGGCAACAUUUCCCAGCUCUCCCAUAGCCCAGGCCAUGGAAUGGUGAUUUCUGACAACUGGACUGGAUAUAACCUGGAUGUGUUCAGCCUGCCCAACCACUACUGCGAGGAUCUAGAAUGCGUCUUCAUACCACAUGGAGUCAUAGUUGACAGGAUAGAAAGACUGGCCAAUGACAUAAUGAAAGACAUUGGAGACAAUCACAUCACCGUCCUGUGUGUGCUGAAAGGAGGCUACAAAUUUUGCGCUGAUCUGGUAGAACACAUCAAGAACCUGAGCCGCAAUUCAGAGAGGUUUAUUUCUAUGAGAGUAGACUUUAUCAGGCUGAGAAGUUACUGUAAUGACAAGUCUACUGAAGACCUGCAGAUCAUUGGAGGGGAGGACCUGUCAAAAUUGUCCAGAAAGAAUGUACUGAUUGUAGAGGAUGUUAUAGGAACCGGCAGAACAAUGGAAGCUCUUCUAAGUCACCUGGAGAAGUACAGUCCAAAAAUGGUGAAAGUGGCAAGCUUGUUGGUGAAGCGAUCGGCCAAUAAUAAAUACAGACCGGACUAUAUUGGAUUUGAAAUUCCCAAUAUAUUUGUGGUCGGAUAUGCCCUGGACUACAAUGAACACUUCCGAGACCUUCAUCAUUUAUGUAUCAUCAAUGAAAAAGGCAAAGAGAAGUAUAAGGUGUGACGCCCGCUCAUCUCCAACAAGAGGCCAGCAAAGCCCUAAGUGAACUGGAAUGACGUUGUAAUGAUGAUGAUGGCGGUAACUUUCUAUACAAUGUUGGUGAGGUUUAAAUAGAAGUGAGUUAGCCCCAUUGGAAAAAUAAAAAUGGGACCCCUUCCUUACCGAUUUUACCGCAUCACACCCCUACAUUUUGAGACCAUGCCCCAUCUUAAUGGGGUUGCCCCACAAAACAAUAUUCUACAUUUUUGAGAGCAUCAUCUGGAUCUGGAUACUUUUGUAAUUGGAUUUGAUUGAAAAUGUAUUAUACCUACUAAGUUAUUUAAUAAAAUGUAUCUGUAUAGCGCCA
Bufo gargarizans (Asiatic toad) is the source of this 1157-nucleotide messenger RNA. It is a transcript of the gene PRTFDC1, whose product is annotated as phosphoribosyl transferase domain containing 1. Gene Ontology annotation, biological process: purine ribonucleoside salvage. The coding region runs from base 137 to 814 and encodes 225 amino acids. NCBI's taxonomy places the organism in Eukaryota, Metazoa, Chordata, Amphibia, Anura, Bufonidae. The record is from RefSeq and is a predicted model, not a curated record. Gene Ontology annotation, molecular function: hypoxanthine phosphoribosyltransferase activity. The transcript has 10 exons.